AUGCAAAACUGCUUGCUGACCGUGACGCUCCUUCCGUUCACUCAUCAGGGCUAAAGCAGGAGCAGCUGGAAAGAAGAAGAAGUGGAGCAAGGGUCAGUGAAUAGCACUUUGGUCUCACAUCCUCCUGCACUGGUACUGACCACGGUCCUCUCCUCUAACGGCUUUCAGGAAAGGUCAAGGACAAGGCCAACAACGCGGUCGUCUGCGACAAGGCCACCUUUGACCGCAUCAUGAAGGAGGUCCCGACCUACAAGCUCAUUUCGCAAUCUGUCCUCAUCGACCGAAUGAAGAUCAACGGCUCGCUCGCCCGCGUCGCGAUCCGUCACUUGGAGAAGGAAGGCCUCAUCAAGCCCGUCGUUCACCACACCUCCCAGGUCAGUCAGCGCACCGUCUCCUCCGCCUCCCUGGCUCACUUGUAGAGACUGACUGUCCCCCUUGCGCAUCCCACAGCUCGUCUACACCCGUGCUAUCGCCGCCGAGGCCGAAUAA
Molecule: messenger RNA, 489 nt
Organism: Microbotryum saponariae
Lineage: Eukaryota; Fungi; Basidiomycota; Microbotryomycetes; Microbotryales; Microbotryaceae
Source: the annotation of a GenBank genome assembly